This is a messenger RNA of Jatropha curcas, 2315 nucleotides long. RefSeq names its product O-fucosyltransferase 36. Gene Ontology annotation, molecular function: peptide-O-fucosyltransferase activity. The record is from RefSeq and is a predicted model, not a curated record. Gene Ontology annotation, biological process: protein O-linked glycosylation via fucose. NCBI's taxonomy places the organism in Eukaryota, Viridiplantae, Streptophyta, Magnoliopsida, Malpighiales, Euphorbiaceae.
CGGGUACGGAGUCGUUUUCCUCCAACUUCUAUCCAUCCACACCGACAAUUAGUUGAACGAUAUUUGUACUUCAGUCUUCUUGUCCGAUACCACCUCUCCCCUCUUCAGAUCUUUUUUUCACUCGCACUCUUACUCUCAAAUUCAUUGCAUUUCCAAUCAAAAGUUAAUUUCUCAAAAUGGACAGGGAUUCAUCGGACGAAGACGACGAUCGCGAGACGCUAAUAGAGCAAAACGACAGGAAGCACAAUCACCACAACAAUAACAGCAACCAUAACCACCAUCAACCUGUCCCCACUUCUUCUCCCCAGCGUCGAUCCUCCUCUACCUUCCACAUUGAGGAGCUCCAAUCCAUUGGAGGUUCUAUACGCCGCCAUUUUUCCCGUAACUUUAAUAAGAGGUACUACUAUUACUUGUUGGCCAUUUUCCUUCCUCUCUUAAUCGUCGUUGUUUAUUACUCCGCCGAGUUAAGGAGUCUUUUCUCCUCUAAUCUCUCCGCUUUCAGGGUCGAUUCUAUUUCUGACAAAAUGAGAGAGGCUGAGUUGCAAGCUCUUUACUUACUUCGCCAACAGCAGCUCUCUCUCUUGUCUCUAUUAAACCAAUCGUUUCCUUUUCAUAAUAAUAGCGAGAAUAUUUCGCUUUCCAAUUCCAAUUUUAGUGUUAAUUCUAAUUCCAGUCACAAUUCCAAUUCCAAUUUUUUCAAUAACUUAGAGGAAGAAGGUUUGAGAUUCAAGAUUGAAGAUUUCAGAUCCGCACUUCUCAAUCAGCUUACUCUAAAUAAACAGAUUCAACAAGUUCUCUUGUCCCCUCACAAUUCUGGAAAUGUAAAUAUAUCUACUUCGGAUGUCGAUAGCGCUGCUAGUUUUCUGGGUUCUGGUUUUGGUUACGAUAGGUGCAGGAAAGUGGAGUCGAGAUUCUCGGAUAGGAAGACUAUAGAGUGGAAACCCAGAUCAGAUAAGUUCUUGUUUCCCAUUUGUUUAUCUGGGCAGAUGAGUAACCAUUUGAUUUGUUUGGAAAAGCAUAUGUUUUUUGCAGCCCUGUUGAAUCGGGUUUUGGUAAUACCAAGUUCUAAAUUUGAUUACCAGUAUAGUAGAGUAUUGGAUAUUGAACAUAUAAAUCAGUGUUUGCGGAGAAAGGUGGUAGUCACAUUCGAAGAGUUUGCGCCAAUGAGGAAGAAUCAUGUGCAUAUUGAUCGGUUCAUAUGUUACUUCUCUUUGCCUACUCCGUGUUAUGUGGAUGAAGACCAUGUUAAGAAGUUGAAGGGAUUGGGGAUUUCAAUGGGGAAGCUCGAGUCCCCUUGGAAGGAGGAUGUUAAAAAGCCAAGUAAGAAGACAGUUCAGGAUGUGCAGACUAAGUUUACUUCCAAUGAUGAUGUCAUUGCUAUUGGGGAUGUGUAUUUUGCUGAUUUGGAGCAGGAGUGGGUGAUGCAGCCUGGUGGUCCUCUUGCUCACAGAUGCAAAACUUUGAUUGAACCAAGUAGGCUCAUAUUGCUUACUGCCCAGCGAUUUAUUCAAACUUUCUUGGGGAAGAACUUCAUUGCACUCCAUUUUCGACGCCAUGGCUUCUUGAAGUUCUGCAAUGUCAAGAAGCCGAGUUGCUUUUAUCCCAUUCCUCAGGCUGCAGAUUGCAUUGCACGGGUGGUUGAAAGAGCCAAUGCACCUGUGAUAUACCUCUCUACUGAUGCAGCAGAAAGUGAAACUGAUUUAUUACAGUCACUAAUUGUAGUGAAUGGGAAAACUGUACCACUUGUCAAACGUCCAUCCCAUACUUCAGUUGAGAAAUGGGAUGCUUUGUUAUCCAGACAUGGCAUUGAUGGCGACCCUCAGGUGGAAGCUAUGCUUGAUAAGACAAUUUGUGCUAUGUCAAGUGUUUUCAUCGGAGCCUCUGGAUCCACUUUCACUGAGGACAUUUUGCGCCUGCGGAAAGAUUGGGAAUCAACAUCUCUAUGUGAUGAAUACCUCUGCCAAGGUGAAUUGCCAAACUUUAUAGCAGAAGAUGAAUGAAGAUGUGUGGAGACUCUGAGUGAUUAUUUCUGCCAUCCACUGUCAUUCCUUGUGAAGAUGCUUUAAGGCUAAUUAUCAGCAAGACUGGAUUGUUGUCUUUUGCCUGAACAGCCAUUGGUGUUGAUUGUAUCUUAAUGUAUGAUAACAGCUGCUAUAUUUUGCACAUAAGUUUCUCUUCAUUGUUUUCAUGGUUGAGAAUUAUUUUUGUAACUCACAUCAUAGUAGUUCUUAAAGUACAACAGCUGAAGAGACUGUUUUGUUAGUUACUCUUCUUAUUCUUACUCUGUUGUUAAUGAUGACUUCCGAUUCUUUAAA